Sphaerodactylus townsendi is the source of this 794-nucleotide messenger RNA. RefSeq names its product ribonuclease-like. NCBI's taxonomy places the organism in Eukaryota, Metazoa, Chordata, Lepidosauria, Squamata, Sphaerodactylidae. The transcript has 2 exons. The coding region runs from base 248 to 688 and encodes 146 amino acids. The record is from RefSeq and is a predicted model, not a curated record. Gene Ontology annotation, molecular function: nucleic acid binding.
AAUCCUCUAAAAGUUGUUUGCUCGCUUUCUGCUCCCUGCCCCUUUUUCAAUGGAGCCUCCCAUCGUCCGUGGGAGCCCAGAUUGCAAAAUACAUUGCAUAUUCUUGAUGACUUGAUAGAGCCUCAUCUCCCUGUUUCGUAGAGUGUACAAAACCGAGGAAGAAAAGCAACCGGAGAGUUUGCUUUACACAGCCAGAAGGAAGCUGUCAAAAGUCCAGGGACUUGACCCAAGACUUCAGGUGGACGCCAUGGCUCCAACAUCAAUCGGGCCAAUCCUGCUACUCCUGUUGGCCUUACUGGGACCCUUGCCCGCCUUCACCCAGAGGGAAACCCGUCACCAGAAGUUUCAGCGACAGCACGUCGACUUCCCAAAGACCAGCCCUGAUUUGGACCCCCGGCGCUAUUGCAACCUCAUGAUGCAGAGGAGAAAGAUGGCCGGCGAUACCUGCAAGCCGUCCAACACCUUCGUUCACGGGAACCCCGAGGACGUGGACGCCGUCUGCACCCACGGAGGCGUCUACUCCAGCGAGAAUUACUACGACAGCAACAUCUCCUUUGAGAUCACCUCCUGCCGCAUCUCUGGGGGUUCCCAGAGGCCCCCCUGUAACUACAGAGGCAGACUCAGCACCCAGAAUAUCCGUGUGGCCUGCAUCAACAAUAUGCCGGUUCACUUCAAAGGCACUGUUUAGCUUGCUGAGCAUCGGAGACAGCGUUCGCGGUCUUUACCUGUGCAGUCCGUUGCAGGUAACAUGCAGCCAUUUUAGACCCCAGAAAGAUUAAAGAAUCCCCUGCCCA